Messenger RNA from Aegilops tauschii subsp. strangulata, 900 nucleotides. NCBI's taxonomy places the organism in Eukaryota, Viridiplantae, Streptophyta, Magnoliopsida, Poales, Poaceae. The record is from RefSeq and is a predicted model, not a curated record.
AUGAGAGUGGCGGUGGUGGGCGGCGGGGUGAGCGGACUGGCGGCGGCGCAUGAGCUGCUUGCUACGAGUGGCGGAGGCGACGUGCGUGUGACCCUGUACGAGCAGGAGGACAGCCUCGGAGGGCACGCCAGAACGGUGGCCGUCGACGACGGCGCCGGCGGCUGCGUCCAGCUCGACCUCGGCUUCAUGAGCUUCAACAAGCCCCGGCCAAAGCUCCAAAGCAGCACUGACGCUCCGGCGAGCUCCAUUGCAGCCCGGGCGCAGCUCCAAAGCAGCACCGACGGCCCACGCAGCACUGGCGCGUCCGGCGAAGCUCCAUUUCAACUCCGGCGGGGCUUCAACAGCUGCGACACCGGAGCCGCCGCCGACCGCUGCAACGCAACACCGUGUGUCGCCGGUGAGAGCUCCAUUGGAGCACCGAGCGCUGCACUACAGCUUCGGGCCCGCCAGAGAGCCCUGCAACAUAGCACCGGGAGCCGCCGGAGAGAGCUCCAAUGGAGCACCGAGCGCGGCACUGCAGCUUCGAGAGCGCCGGCGAGCUCCAUUGGAGCACCGAGCGCUGCACUGCAGCUUCAACAGCCGUCGGCGAGUGCUGCAACGCAGCACCUGGAUCCGCCGGCAAGAGCUCCAUUGCAGCACCGCCGCUGGCUUGCGGGGCGUGUAGUGGUGGCCGUGGCCGUUGGAGUGGGGGGCGGAGGCGGAGGAGGAGGAGGAGGGGGUGGCGGAGGGGCGCGCGAGGCGGCGGAGCGAGUCCUCGCCGAUGACCUUGGCGCCGCGGUCGGUGUCGCGCGAGAGGUCGAUGCGGUCGGGCCCGUGGAUCUUGUAGUAGGAGAGCACGCCGUCGCUGAGCGCGAACCAGCGCGGCCGCCACCCGCGGCCGCCACCCGCGGCCGUAGUUGA